UUGGCGGUGAGGGAAGACAAGGGCAGGGAACUCUGGGGUGCUCUUCGAGGCCCCGCCCAUCCCUCACGACCCUUCUGGGCUCCCUCCGGAGCCUCGGGGACGAGCAUGCGCAGGCGCAAUUGCACGGCUCUUGCCCCAGUGGAAGCAACGCCUCUCCCCCAAUCCUUAAAGGGCCAGAAGCAGCUAUAUCGCUCCAGCUCUUCCGCACUUUUGGGGGGCGGGGUGCGCAGGCGCAGUGGGGGGAACGCUAGGGUGGGGGUAGCGGUCGCGUAUCAAGUUGCUCUCUGUCCCGGCAGAAGAAGCCAAGGCGCAGAGGGUCCAGGCUCCAUCUUGCUCCCUCCUACAUCGGUUGGAAGAGAAAAGUUUGUGAAUUGGACCCCCAAGUUUGGGGGAACUCGAGCUUGCGACGUAGGGUAACAGAGGAGGCUCGUGGGAGCUUCCCCCAUGGAGCCCACCCACCCUGCAGAGGAUCUCAGCCUGACCCAGCAGGCUUCCACCCCAGAAUUUGGGGACCCAGAAGACCCCAGGGAUGAGGCCCCUGACAGUUCAGACACUGUGGUCCUCAGUCUUUUCCCCUGCACCCCAGAGCCUGGGAUUGCUGAACCAGAUGCUGGCACCUCCUCACCUCAGGGAGUUCCCUGGCUGGGGAUCAGAUCUGAGCUGUGGUUGCGACCUAAAGCCGAAGGCAGCUCCCUGAAGCACUCCACAACCCUCACCAACCGGCAACGGGGGAAUGAGGUGUCCGCCCUGCCAGCAACCUUGGACUCCCUGUCCAUCCACCAGCUUGCAGCCCAGGGGGAGCUGAGCCAGCUGAAGGAGCAUCUGAGGAAAGGCGACAACCUCAUCAACAAGCCGGACGAGCGAGGCUUCACUCCGCUCAUCUGGGCCUCUGCCUUCGGAGAGAUCGAGACCGUCCGCUUCUUGCUCGAGUGGGGUGCCGACCCCCACAUCUUGGCCAAGGAACGGGAGAGCGCCCUGUCACUGGCCAGCACGGGCGGCUAUACAGAUAUUGUGGGGCUGCUGCUGGAGCGUGAUGUGGACAUCAACAUCUAUGACUGGAACGGAGGGACACCACUGCUGUACGCCGUGCGUGGGAACCAUGUGAAGUGUGUCGAGGCCCUGCUGGCCCGAGGAGCUGAUCUCACCACUGAGGCAGACUCUGGCUACACCCCAAUGGACCUCGCCGUGGCUCUGGGAUAUCGGAAAGUGCAACAGGUGAUUGAGAACCACAUCCUCAAACUCUUCCAGAGCAACCUGGUGCCCGCCGAUGCCGAGUGAACAUCAUCUGCCAGGGACUCAGACACUCAGGGAACAAAAUGAUCAACCCAGAGCUGGGGGAACCCAGACCUGGCUUCAAAGGCAGCUCCUGGACAGACGGUGGGAGGGGGCCCUUUCCAAGAGGAGCCAAUAAACCUUCUGUGCAGAA
This is a messenger RNA of Sus scrofa (pig), 1426 nucleotides long. RefSeq names its product regulatory factor X associated ankyrin containing protein (gene RFXANK). Gene Ontology annotation, biological process: positive regulation of transcription by RNA polymerase II. Gene Ontology annotation, cellular component: nucleus. The record is from RefSeq and is a predicted model, not a curated record. Gene Ontology annotation, molecular function: protein binding. NCBI's taxonomy places the organism in Eukaryota, Metazoa, Chordata, Mammalia, Artiodactyla, Suidae.